GCUUUUCAGCAUGCCUGGACUUUACGUCACCCCCCAAAAGACUUACAUAAAUCCGAGAUAUAAAAAGAGGGGGAUUGCAGACUCAAAGUCACAGGUACAUUGCUACUUGUACUAUCUGCAUUACCAGAGAUUUCUUCUCUCUCUACUCUCUCUGGCAUUACUGCUACAACUACCACUGCGACAGACAGACAGGAAAGGUUCUUAAAGGGACACAGAGGAUGAGGGCUGCCAUCCCACUGCUGUUUCUGCUGUUCUGUGUCCAGACAGAGAGCCAGAGAAAUGAAACUGCUGUUCCGGUAGUCCAUACCCAAUUGCUUGCCUCUGCUGAGCUAAAGGAGCUUAGAGACAUGGUGGUGGAGCUGAGGGGAACACUAAGAUACAAGUUAAAGUCACUGGAGGCUGAACAUGCUGCAGUGAAAGCAGAAAUGAAGAUGGAGGUGGACAAUCUAAAGAAGGAGCUUGCAUCACGUGAGUCGGAGUUGGCUGCUCUGAGGACCAGAAUGGCUGCUAGUGAUGCUUGGAUAGACGACCUGAAGGUGGACUAUGCAGAACAAGAGGCAGAGCUGACAGCAGUGAAGACGAGACUGGACGCCACUGAGAGUGAAGUGGAGAACUUGGAGAAAGAAAUCAAAGCAGCACCCAAGGUGGCAUUCUCAGCAGGUCUUGGUAAUUCAGAAUACAUACAGGCUGGAAAUACUGACCUAAAUGUGGUCUUCAGUAAAGUCAUCACCAAUGUAGGACAGGCGUACAACAGCAUAACAGGCUUCUUCACAGCUCCAGUGAGCGGAGUCUACUACUUCAGGUUCACUGUUUUGGAUCAUCUGGCCCGCCGCCGUGCAAUGGGCAUAAGGAUGUUUAAGAAUGGGCAAGGGGUCGUGUGGCUGACUGAGGCUGACAGUGAUGGUGUUUCCACCUACCUGAUAGGUGGUCUGACUCUGCAGCUGGAGAAGGGAGAUGCAGUUAACCUGGUGAUCACAGCAGGCAGCAGGCUCUAUGAUAAUGAUGACAACCACAGCACCUUCAGUGGCUUCCUGCUCUUCCCUCUCUCAACCCCAUAAUGCAUGCUGUUCCACCAGUGGAAUGCUGUAAUAGUUAUUGAAAAGUUAAAGGUGGGGUUGCAGGUUAACCAUUGAAGAAUAUGUACUAUUAUGACAUCACGUUGGGGGCUCCCAAGUCUAUGUAGAACUUUAGAAUCCUGGGAGAGUUCCCCAACGUGAUGUCAUACCUGCAACCCCACACAUAGUACUACGCUACUAUGCCAUAACACAGGAUGUUAGUAAUGGAUGUUAGUAAUGCACUAUGACUUGUUCAUUGCCAUUCUGGUAACAGUCAAUUUAUAAAACUGUGCCUUCACGGCUUAAGCAAUCUUGAAGAAAAUAAAA
Molecule: messenger RNA, 1382 nt
Organism: Engraulis encrasicolus (European anchovy)
Lineage: Eukaryota; Metazoa; Chordata; Actinopteri; Clupeiformes; Engraulidae
Product: complement C1q-like protein 2
Exons: 2
Coding region: 219-1058 (279 amino acids)
Molecular function (GO): protein binding
Source: RefSeq, a predicted model, not a curated record